UUAAGAGCGGCAUAUAUUGAUAAACUAUCAAACACAUGAUAUACCGGAUACUGACUUUAUUAUAUUUAAUACAAAAAUCAAAAUAUAUGAAACAUUUUAGUUUAUUAUUAUAUAUUGAGUAUCACUACACUUUUAAUUUGCUAAUUAAGUGAUAUUCUGUUAGACAAUGGCGUCCCCUGAUUCUAUACAUUUUGAUGAAACACCAGUAAACACCCAACUAGCUGAGGAGUACUUGAAAACUAAAUUAGAAAUACAUUCAAGAGGAUAUGGAGAAAACGGUUCUUAUGAGAUGAAUGCAUUCAAUAAUAAAAUAUUCUUUUCUGACAUUGAUACAGAACCAGAUAAGCUUGAAAAUAAAGGAGAAACACCGAGUAACUUAUCAGCCUUGUACAAGUUAAUUAAAACAAAUGCAAAUUUAUUUUGUCAAUUGGAAUACCUGAUCCGUGGGGUUCCUGUGAAGGAUGUGGAGAGAUAUGAUCUGAAAUUGAUUUUUAACAACCUCUUAUAUUGUAAUCAGGAAAAAAAGAAUUUUGUAAUUUAUAACAAUGUUUAUUGUGAUAAAUUAGCAUUUCUGUCGGAUACACCAUUAGCUGUACUUGGUUUUGUCGGCCAGUCACUUCUGUGUCAUAUUUUAAAUAAGACUAAGAUAAUUACAAUAAUAUGCGACAAACACACUGCAGUCAUUGGCUCGCUGUUUGUAGACCUGUGCCACGAAGUUGGUAUUUUGCAAGUGAAGCUGCUUAUAGUACCAGACGACACCGACUGCUCUAAGUAUGAUUUGUUGAAAGUGUCAGAACUUAGUAGCGGCUGUGUUGGAGUUGUCAGCAACAGAAGCGAUGUUGAUUCAGCUGUUGAUACAUUCUUGUCCUCUUCGACCUGGUAUCCCUGGAGAAUAAAGAAGGUUUUCAUUCAAGAAUCUGCAUUGAAGAGAUUUACGUCAGCAAUGAAAUGGAAAACGAGAGGUAGGGCGAGUGACGUCACGUCCUGUGAAAUCUCCUUCAGUCGGGAGGAAAAGCUGUUCGUGCUGGAACCGGGCAGCGUGCGUGACGACUCUCAUCAGCUUAUCGUACUAGAAGCCUAUAGAACAGUGAAGGAACUGCUGAAUCUACUUCAAAACGAAAAGCCAUUCGCUAUCUCGCUCUGGUGCAGUGAUUUAGCUGAGACAAACGAGAUUUCACACCACGUGGAUUCCAACAUAGUAUGGGUCAACGAUCACGCCAACUUCCAAGGACCGCCGCAAUCCUCGCAGGCCUUCUAUUCGGUCAUAGAUUUGUUCUACAGCUCUCUGACAAUACCACAUGUACCGGAGCUGGAUCAAAUCAAAAAGCUCAGAGAAUCCUGGCUGAGACGCAGCCCAGAACAGAGGGAAGCUGUGUUGAUGGAAGAGUCACGCAAACAUACGUUUUUCACGACCAUAAUACUCGAGAAACAUUUCCAGGACAACUAUGUACGCGUCACAAAAAGCAAUGUCAUAAUGGGGACCAUUGUUCCCGGGGGAGUCUGGCUGGUGGACUUUUGUAAUAAACUCGUCGACAUGUCCGUGAUCAACUUCGUGAUGAAGGGCGGCGGCCUGCUGGUCAACUACAUGAGUGAUGAGAUCGAUACAUUCUUUAAGAACUUAAAUGAAACGUUUGAAGUGCCCGUGGUUUAUAAGGAAGAGGAGGCGCAAAGUGAUGGACGGAAAGCGAAUGUACUAUGGAAGCCGUGCUACAAACAUAAAGUUAUUUGGACCAACUAUGGAACUAUAUUUGCCAACUGACUGUACAACUGGUCGCUCAACUUAUCGUCCGACUGGUCGCCCAACCGAUCGUCCAACUGAUCAUCACAGCCUCAUGUAAUGCCCAGUCCAAGUCAUAAGUAUAGCCGGAGUAUAUUGAAUACUUAAUGAUUAUUAAAAACACGUUUUGCGUAUAAAUUUAACAUAACUUGCGGUUUCUUACACAGCUAUGUUUUUGUAUUCACUUUGCUGAGUAAAGAUCAUUUUGUUUGAACUUCUAGCGUAAUCACAGUAUAUAUUAUAGUUUUUAAUUUCUACCAUAACACUUUAUGACAUUAAUCCUUGUUAAUUAUUGAAAAUUUUAUAUACUGUUUAUCGAUUUUUAUAUGUGAUAUUAUGUAUUAUAACAUUUUAUAUUAAA
This is a messenger RNA of Danaus plexippus (monarch butterfly), 2138 nucleotides long. RefSeq lists its product as uncharacterized. Lineage: Eukaryota; Metazoa; Arthropoda; Insecta; Lepidoptera; Nymphalidae. The transcript is spliced from 6 exons. The coding region runs from base 167 to 1759 and encodes 530 amino acids. The record is from RefSeq and is a predicted model, not a curated record. Gene Ontology annotation, molecular function: oxidoreductase activity.